This is a messenger RNA of Thelazia callipaeda (thelaziosis nematode), 1848 nucleotides long. The record is from the annotation of a GenBank genome assembly. NCBI's taxonomy places the organism in Eukaryota, Metazoa, Nematoda, Chromadorea, Rhabditida, Thelaziidae.
GAAUAAAGUGAUGCAGCUUGUCUCGGUUUUUAUUAUGCUUUUUUGCGGUUCUGUACGUGCUCUAUAUUUCCAUAUAUCUGAGACAGAAAGGAAAUGUUUCAUUGAGGAAGUACCGGAUGAGACAAGGGUAGCUGGUGAUUAUAAGGUGAUGUUAUAUGAUCCGAAGACGAAAGGUGUCGGUGAAUAUCCGGGCAUUGGGGUGCAUGUGGAAGUGAAGGAUCCAGAUGAUAAGAUGAUAUUAUCGAAAUUAUACACCAGCCAAGGUAGAUUUACAUUCACUUCUCAUUCUCCUGGUGAACAUUUUAUUUGUUUAUACUCGAACUCAACUGCUUGGUUUAGUGGUGCACAGUUGCGUGUAUUUUUUGACAUUCUAGUUGGCGAGCAUGCACAAGAUUAUGAACAGGUAGCUGCGAAAGAUAAACUGAAUGAGUUACAACUUCGGAUCAGGCAAUUACUUGAUCAAGUUGAACAAAUUUCUAAGGAACAAAAUUAUCAGCGAUACAGGGAAGAACGCUUCCGGCAGACCAGCGAAAAUACAAAUUCACGUGUGCUGUGGUGGUCAGUUGCUCAGACAAUUGUGUUGUUGGUCACUGGAGCUUGGCAAAUGCGUCAUUUAAAAGGAUUCUUCGAGGCAAAGAAACUUUGCUUGUUGCACGAUGUGAUAACUACAAUCAAGAAAGAAGUAAAAAACUUUUAUAGGAACACAAUGUUCAUGUUGAAAAGGAUGAUUAGUGAUGUAUCGAAGGGUUGGGUAGCAGUGUUUGCUGCUGUUGCUGGGGCAAGUGGAGCAUACUAUUCAUACUUUCACAGUGGUUCAAGUGAUAAUUACAAACUGGACAACAAUCUGAUCGGAAAAACAUAUAUUGUUGUGGGUGCCACUUCUGGUAUUGGUAUGGAAACAACCAGAGAAUUAGCAGCUAGAAAAGCAAAAGUAAUUAUGGCUUGUAGAAAUAGACGUAAAUGUAUUGAAUUGCGUCGGAACUUAGUAAUCAAAACGAAAAAUGUGGAUAUCUAUUGCAGACGUUUAGAUUUGGAAGAUUUUGAUUCUGUUCGAGAUUUCGUUUUUAAACUUGACACGGGUAAAGAUAAAUUAGAAAAAAUUGAUGGUGUGGUGUACAGUGCUGCAGUUAUAGAAUCCACUCGGCAAACGAACAAGCACCAUAUUGAGCGCACUUUUGCUACAAAUUAUUUGGGGCCAUUUUUGCUAACAUCAUUACUGUACGAUCGGCUCAGAAAACAGCCAAGUCCAGUUCGUCUAGUAUUUUUAAAUACUUCAGAUCUUCAAAUAGACGAAUUAAGCUUUAAUGACUUAAAUUCGGUGGAUUUAGCGAAGUGGAAAGAAUCUCCUGAAAAAGCUAAGAGAAAUGCAUACUAUCAGAGUAAACUUGCUUUAACGCUUUUUGUAAAAUCACUAGCAGAUAAAGUCAAAGACACAAAUUUACGAGUUAUAAUGGUGGAUCCAGGUCCAACUAAUACAGAUCUUCUUUAUCGUUUAGAAGGAGCAGAUGGCCGAUUAUUUUUCGUAAGAUGGUGUAAAAAUUUCAAAAGAUUCAUUUAUGGACUUGUUGCUGCUCAGUCGGUUAGUGAUGCCUGUCGUCCAGUAUUAUACGCAGUUGCAGAUGAAAAGAUGGAAGAUAUGAAUGGAGUUUUCAUAAAUUGUCUGAGAACGAAACUCCCAUGGCACAAGCUUGCUUAUGAUGAAAAUGUUGUCACAAAAUUGUGGUUAACGAGUGCCAAAUGGACAGAAGCAGGCGCCCAGUUGAAAUUAUUACAAGAAGAUCUGAAGAAGAUAAAAACACAAGAAAAAGAUGUUCCAUUUGGUUGGUUCUCGUGGAAAUGGUGGUAGAU